CGAAGAUAUCAGUUGGUGGACCUAAGUUUAAUUUUUAAAACAGUAGAAUGUCUGACGAAUCACUGAUACAUGAUUACAGAUACAUUUUUCAAAAGGAUGUUUUAAGAGGAAAAGUAGCAUUUAUAACUGGAGGUGGAACUGGAAUAGGAUUCACAAUAGCGGAAAUAUUGAUGAGACAUGGAUGUGACACGGUUAUAGCCAGUCGCAGACUUGAUGUUGUGAAAAAUUCAGCUGAAAAAUUGUCCAAGGGCACAGGUCAAAAAUGUCUGCCGCUCCAAGUGGAUGUUAGAAAGCCAGAGACUAUAACAAAAGCUGUUGACGAAGCUCUUGGUCAAUUCAAACAUAUUGACAUCCUUGUCAACAAUGCAGCAGGAAACUUUCUAUGUCCAGCAGAGAACCUUUCUUUUAAUGCCUUCAAAACAGUUAUGGAGAUUGAUGCUCAUGGAACCUUUAAUGUCUCCAAAGCUGUGUUUGACAAGUACAUGAAGAGUAAUGGUGGAGUUAUUAUCAACAUUACAGCAACACUUAGUUUUCGUGGACAGCAUUUACAAACACAUGCAGGAUCAGCCAAAGCUGCCAUUGAGGCUAUGACUAAACACUUGGCAGUAGAGUGGGGACCCAAUGGAGUAAGAAUGAUGUGUGUUGCUCCUGGCCCCAUAGCAGACACGGAGGGAAUGAGAAGACUGGGAGGAGAUAAAAUCACUGAUGCCUUUAUAAAGUCAAUACCAGUCCAGAGACUAGGAAAACGAGAGGACAUUGGUAAUACUGUGUUGUACAUAGUGAGCCCUGCUGCAGAGCUACUGACUGGAACCACAGUGAUCCCUGAUGGGGGGGAAUUUCUCACCAGUCAAAACAAUUACUGGGCUCUGAAAAACAACCCAGUUUUCAAACAACUGAUAUCUAAAAUGUAAAAUAUACAAUUUACUUGGUUUAUAUAGACUGUGAUGGAUAACAUAAAUUAUGUGUUCCAAUAACAUCGAGAUUUUUAUCAAGUGAUAUUACCUCUAUUCAGAAUUUUUUUGUUUUUUGUUUUGUUUUUGCCUCUCAACCAUAAUAAAAUAAACGUUAUCAGAAAUAUUAACUAUUUAUGUAUAUCAAUAGAAAAACUAUAGCUUUUUAG
Messenger RNA from Saccostrea echinata, 1120 nucleotides. Its product is annotated as peroxisomal 2,4-dienoyl-CoA reductase [(3E)-enoyl-CoA-producing]-like. Gene Ontology annotation, molecular function: 2,4-dienoyl-CoA reductase (NADPH) activity. Bases 48 to 911 code for a protein of 287 amino acids. The transcript has 8 exons. The record is from RefSeq and is a predicted model, not a curated record. Lineage: Eukaryota; Metazoa; Mollusca; Bivalvia; Ostreida; Ostreidae. Gene Ontology annotation, biological process: fatty acid catabolic process.